GGAAAAAUGGCCUUGUAUAAUCGCUGGUGACUUCAAUUUUGCCCCGGACGACGCGGCCUAUUCGUUACUAGUCGGAGACCCGUUACAACCCACACAAAAGGAGAUGAUAAUCAAGUCGCACGUCGUACACGCCACCAUAGAUCCCACCGUUCCUCCGACCAAAGAAGCUGCCGAAGAGGAUGAGGCAUCGGACCCAGACAAGGUCAUCACCAAUGCUCGGUCUGCAAUACCUGCCGACGGACUACUCUCACCGUCCGAGCUCAUCGCUCUGUUCGCUUUGGACAAGCCCUUACUUAGUGCAUACGAUCAGGGUCUGAGAAACAUCCGGAGUUCGUCUGCAAGUCUCCCGUUCGCUACGUUCGGCGACAGAAUUACUCUGGAUCCUGUGCGACUGGGCGCUAAUGAGCCAAAUUGGACGAGCUAUACGCAUUACUGGAAAACCGUACUAGAUUACAUAUUUAUUAUAGAGCCAGAGGAGAGUCGUUCGCUCGUUACAGGACUUUUGUCUCCACACCGGACUGCUGAUCUAGACCCAGGAAUACCAAGGAGGGGGAUAUGCGGAAGCGAUCAUGUUUCGCUUUGUGCCCAGAUAGAAUUCGUCUCCUGCUUAGAAUCCUAACAGAAUAUCCGAGAAUUCAUCGCAUUAAUCAUGUUUCAUUAAAUCGGGAUCCAAAUGCAUGAAGAAAGCGUUGCAGUAAGUAAUGUAGUAAUUUAUAUCAUAAUUCAGGGAAAAGAAUCUC
Guyanagaster necrorhizus is the source of this 740-nucleotide messenger RNA. RefSeq lists its product as uncharacterized. The record is from RefSeq and is a predicted model, not a curated record. The coding region runs from base 104 to 619 and encodes 171 amino acids. Lineage: Eukaryota; Fungi; Basidiomycota; Agaricomycetes; Agaricales; Physalacriaceae. The transcript has 3 exons.